GAAACCCAAAAGAGAAGAGAGAGAGAUGGCUGAAAACAUUUUUUAUGUUUUAUUAAAACAUAAAACCCAAUUUUCCCUCCCCUAAUAGUUUCAAUUCAAAAACAAAAAACAAAAAAACAAAAGCAAAAAAAACACUUUCAUUAAAAAAAAAAAAAAAAAACACUUUCAACUGUGAAGUCUCGUUGUUUAGUUUCCAAUCUUCAUGGCCUUUCACGUCGCCUGCCCAAUUACAUGCAAGCGCAUCUGCUAUUGUACCCUAGGGUAUCCCCACCAGCUGCAGAGCCUGAGGGCUAGGGCUCAGUUCGAGGAGGAGGUGGCUAGGGUUGAGGCGCUGCUGAAGGAUCCGUGGCUGAUUAGGGUUCCGGAGCGGUCGACGGUGCAGGUCGCCGUUCCCAAGGUUGUGGCACCGCCAGCGCCGGCGGUGGUGGCGGUGGUAGGCGAUGGAGUCGGAGGGGAGGGUGAGGAGAUGCUGCUGUCGGCGCAGACAAAGCGCGCCGCAAUGCAGCGGAAGGCGGCGGCCGUGUCGAUGGUGGCGGAGGAUUAUGCUAGGCGGUUCGAGUCCGGUGAUCUGGUGGACACCUCGAAAGAUAUUGUUGGUGAAGAGCAGAGUCAGUCCAACGUGAAUGUAAUGUGUCGAAUAUGCUUUUUUGGUGAAAUGGAAGGAAGCGAGAGGGCAAGGAAGAUGCUUCCAUGCAACAGUUGUGGCAAGAAGUAUCACCGGCUCUGCUUGAAAUCUUGGUCUCAGAAUAGAGAUCUAUUUCAUUGGAGUUCAUGGACUUGCCCCUCUUGUCGAAUUUGUGAGGUAUGCCGAAGAUCUGGAGAUCCAAAUAAGUUUAUGUUCUGCAGGAGAUGUGAUGAUGCUUACCAUUGUUACUGCCAGCAACCUCCACACAAGAAUGUCAGUAGUGGACCCUAUUUGUGCCCCAAACAUACAAGGUGUCAUAGCUGUGGAUCCAAUGUUCCAGGGAACGGCCUAAGUGUGAGGUGGUUCCUAGGAUACACUUGCUGUGAUGCCUGUGGAAGAUUGUUUGUGAAGGGGAACUACUGUCCUGUUUGUUUGAAGGUUUAUAGAGAUUCUGAAUCAACACCUAUGGUCUGCUGUGAUGUUUGCCAGCGCUGGGUGCACUGCCAAUGUGAUGGCAUCAGUGAUGAAAAAUACCUCCAAUUUCAAGUAGAUGGAAAUCUCCAGUACAAAUGUGCCACAUGUCGUGGAGAGUGCUACCAGGUUAAGGAUCUUGAAGAUGCUGUUCAAGAGCUUUGGAGGCGGAGAGAUAAAGCUGAUCGAGAUCUAAUUGCAAGCUUGAGGGCUAAAGCACGACUGCCAACGCAAGAUGAAAUAUUUUCUAUUUCCCCUUACUCGGAUGAUGAAGAAAAUGGCCCUGUCUCAUUAAGAGUGAAUGGGCGUUCCUUAAAGUUAUCUCUCAAAGGGUCUGUUGACAAAUCACCAAAAAAGACCAAGGAAUAUGGGAAACAAUCUUCAAACAAAAAGAAUGUUAAGAAAAAAGGACAUCAGACACCUUUAAUCAGCAAAAAGGAAUCACAUCAGAGUUUUGAAGGCCAUGAUGAUGCCCAACCAUUUGAAUACAGCUUGGGUGAUGACAAGAAUGAGCAGCCCAAUAGAAGUGAUGGACGGGGUGUGUUUUCAUCUCCUGUUGCUGGAAGUUUGAGCCAUACAGAAGGGAUUUGUUCUAUCAAUCAGCCAGGGGUCUUGAAACACAAGUUUGUUGAUGAAAUUGCGGUGAAUAAUGAAGAUAGAACAUCCAGAGUGAUACAAAUAAAAAGCAAUAAGCCUCAUGGUUCGGAUGUUGGAGAGGAUACUGGAAAACAAGCAAGCAAAUCCAAAACCAUGAAGGGAACAAAGUUAGUUAUUCAUCUAGGUGCACGGAAUAGAAAUGUAACCAAUUCUCCAAGGUCUGAUGCUUCAAGCUGUCAAAGAGAACAGGAUUUGACGACCUCCAAUGGUGGUUAUUGUAUACUAGCAGGCAGUGAAGAUACGAGCCAGCAGAGGAUGGGUGAUAAACAUGAUCGCAUUGCCAAAUUUGGUGAUAGUAAAGGAGAUAAAAUUGACUACUCUGGGCAAGCAAAAGGUUCAAAGCAUGGAGGAAGAGAAGGCAAUUUGAUAAAGCUUGGAAAAGUUAGAACAGAACCUUCUGAAAUGAACCCCAAAUUUGGGAGAGGGAAUAAGGAUGAUGGAGUUGAAGCCGUUCCCCCAGAGAACACACGAGUUCUGUUGGGCAAACGAAGCAUUGAAGGAAGCACAAAUGUGGCUGGGGCUGUAACUGAAGUUUCAAGAGGUGAAAAGGUAUUUUCAAGGAAGCAUCCAGAAAGCAGGCUUAAUAUGUAUGGUGAAGGCAAUGAUGAUAACAGUAGCACACCGUCUGUUUCACAUUCUCUGCCCAAAGAUUCCAAACCCUUGCUAAAGCUUAAAUUCAAGAAUCCUUCUUUUGAAAAUCAGAGUUCCUGGGGUCUUCCUGGUGAGGAUGAAAAGAGUGCUGUGAAGGGCCAAAGAUCGAAAAGGAAGAGACCAUCACCCUUUAUGGAGAAAACAUCAUUUAAAGAAGAUGAAGAUGGCUCACAGUUCCAUCAAGAUGAUUCAAUGGAUCAAAUCAUGGAUGCUAAUUGGAUAUUGAAAAAGCUGGGCAAAGAUGCAAUUGGAAAGAGAGUUGAAGUUCAUCAGUCAUCUGAUAAUUCCUGGCAUAAGGGAAUGGUAAUCGACUUCAUUGAGGGCACAUCAACAUUAAUAGUUAAGUUCGAUGAUGGAAGAGCCAAGACCCUGGAGCUUGGGAAACAAGCAAUUCGCUUUAUUUCACAAAAGCAAAAACGAUCAAAAACAUGAAGGCUGGACUCAAUAUGUACAGACCAUUAUUCCAUCAGGAGACUAACUUAAAUUCUACAGACGAGGAGGCAGUUCUCUCCAGCUGGAGGCCCCAGUUAAUCCAAGUUUCAUUUUUGGUUUGCUUGAAUUGCUGCCAAUUCCUCAUUGAAGCAUCGUAGCUUGUUGGGUCUGUUCAGUUGUAUCAACAAGGCAUCCUGUCCAUACUUGAAAGGCAGGCAAAAACCCCCCUCUUUUUUUGUUGGUUUUGUUCUCUCCUUUCCUUAUCGUCGCCUCUCCACAAAUUUGGAACUCCAUAUUUAGGCAUAAACUCUGGCUAAAUAGGAAUGAACAGGCUCAUCACCCUCUCUCCCUCUAGGAUGCCCCAAGGUUUUAGUUCAUUUUGUUUGGGUACUGUAUGCAUAAAAACCCAUUGUAUUAGCAUUUUCUUUCAGAGUAAAAGAAGGUUGAAUUCAUCAAA
This is a messenger RNA of Vitis riparia (riverbank grape), 3293 nucleotides long. RefSeq lists its product as uncharacterized. Gene Ontology annotation, biological process: positive regulation of DNA-templated transcription. The record is from RefSeq and is a predicted model, not a curated record. Gene Ontology annotation, cellular component: histone methyltransferase complex. Gene Ontology annotation, molecular function: histone H3K4 methyltransferase activity. Lineage: Eukaryota; Viridiplantae; Streptophyta; Magnoliopsida; Vitales; Vitaceae.